AUGAGCCAUGAAGUACCAAAUAAUCCGCUGGACCCAGCCCCGGCAACCGAUCCUGAUGAUCUCCUCCCCCUCCACAUGACCGCGGACUCCUGUGCUGACGCUGCGGCUACAGCCACCUCCCGGAAGCGGUCGUACCGGCGGAAUCGCAAAAGUCGCCUUCCGCCAGACUGGACCGCCGCGGAGAGGGCUCAGCUCGCGGGCCUGUCGGGUCUAGACUGGAAACGCGAGUAUAUGCGGAUCAAACGGGAUCGAGAAUGGUCGUCAUCAGCCGGACCGUCAGAGGGGUCACUGGCCAAGAAUGCUCGAUCCGUCACGGAGACUCUGAGCCUAUUCACGGAAAUGGCAUCUUACCGACCCCACAUCUACGUCAUGAAACCGCACAAGGGCAGGGGGAUCGAUCGGUCAAAGACACGGCCGAGCAGUCUCCGAACGAUGAAGGAGAAGAUUGACGACGACAGAUCCCAUAUGACAUCCAUGACAGCGAUCCACCACAUUUUCUACUCAGACCCGACAAGCAGCCACCGUGCGAAAGUGAAGACAAAGGGAGGUAGUGAAUUUGAGACGUGGAAAGAGGCUCAGUGCAAAGAGGGUCAGGAUGUGGUCACCCUUACGGAAUGGAUGGCGGGACUCAGGCCACAAGGCAGUGAAGGGGGGAAAGGCGACAAAGGAAGGAUCUGCCGUACCAGCGCCGAGUGGAACGUAUCGGCCUGUGAGCGAAUGGGAGGAUGCCGGGGCAAGCGACAAUGA
This is a messenger RNA of Dioszegia hungarica, 747 nucleotides long. RefSeq lists its product as uncharacterized. The record is from RefSeq and is a predicted model, not a curated record. The transcript has a single exon. Bases 1 to 747 code for a protein of 248 amino acids. NCBI's taxonomy places the organism in Eukaryota, Fungi, Basidiomycota, Tremellomycetes, Tremellales, Bulleribasidiaceae.